AAAUUACGAAAAAAUAACAAAAAGCAAAGAAGCUUUUUGGAGGCAAACAUAUUGUUUGGUACAUUUUUGAAAGGUUAGGUAAUCCAGUCAUUCAACAUGCGGUUUCUUUGUUUUUUGUGUAUCUUAAUUAUUAAUUUUGGUGAUUUUUCUCAUGGAUUUUUCAAAGUGUCUCGAGUUCGUGAACAGCCUGAACAGAUUCAUUUAUCACUUGGAAGAAAUUCAACUGAAAUGGUGGUUACUUGGACAACUUUUGAUAAGAUAAAGGGACCAACUGUUGAAUAUGGAGUCAAGAAGUUUAAUCAGUCAAUCGAAGGGAAAUCAACUAAAUUUGUUGAUGGUGGAUCAGAGAAAAGGUCAAUGUAUAUACACAGAGCUGUAAUGACUAAUCUCCAACCAGGACAAACAUAUGUUUAUCGUGUUGGAAGUGAAUCUGGUUGGAGUCCGAUUUUCUGGUUUACUGCAGUCAAGGACGGGUCUGAUUGGAGUCCAAGAUUAGCAGUUUAUGGCGAUUUGGGCAAUGACAAUGCCAGAACUCUUCCAAGAUUACAAAAAGAUGCUCAAAAUGGACAAUUUGAUGCAAUCCUUCACGUCGGGGACUUUGCCUACGAUUUGAACUCGGAUAAUGCUCGGAUAGGUGAUGAUUUCAUGAGACAAAUUGAGCCUAUUGCUGCUUAUGUGCCUUAUCAAACUUCAGUUGGAAACCACGAACAAGCUUACAACUUCUCCAAUUAUGUCAAUCGCUUUUCCAUGGUUGAUAGCAGCACAGGACAAAUCAACAAUCAUUUCUACAGUUACAACCUUGGACCUGCUCACAUAAUCAGUUUUUCAACUGAAUUUUAUUUCUUUCUUGAGUACGGGCGAAGCCAAAUGUAUACACAAUAUGAUUGGCUGGAAAAGGAUUUGAUUGAAGCCAAUAAACCUGAGAAUCGAGCUGUAAGACCUUGGAUUAUAACGCUUGGUCAUAGACCUAUGUACUGUAAUACAAAAGACACCGAUGAAUGCAGAUAUCGUGAUAAUGUGAUAAGAAAAGGAAUCCCCGUUUUCCAUGUUCUUGGAUUAGAAGACCUGUUUUAUAAAUAUGGUGUUGACUUAGAGAUUUGGGCUCAUGAACAUCUUUAUGAAAGACUUUGGCCAAUUUAUGAUGAACAGGUUUACAAUGGCAGUCUAUCUGAACCAUACACUAAUCCAGGAGCUCCAGUUCAUGUAACAACUGGAUCAGCGGGUUGCCGCGAAGGGAUUGACCCAUUUGUCAUUAAUCCUGCCAAUUGGAGUGCCGUUCGUAUCUCUGAUUAUGGUUUCUCUCAGAUUACCAUUCAUAAUAAAACUCAUUUAACAUUUGAGCAACUUUCUGCUGAAAAGGAUCAUCAAGUUGUUGACCAUUUUACAAUCAUCAAGGCAAAACAUGGUCCAUACAUUAAGAAGACAGUUUAAUGUUAAUGAAGAACAUUAAAUCUUGCAAGAGUUGAUUGUAACGCACAACCUGUGACUGUAUCAAGUCAGACCUUUUUUCAGUAUUAAAUUAUAUCCUAUUUUGUACAUUUAUACAAUUCUAUGUGAAAUAAACAUUUACCGAGUAACUAACGAGUUAGUUUACUUGGAAACUUUAUUUCUUUAA
Messenger RNA from Tetranychus urticae (two-spotted spider mite), 1615 nucleotides. Its product is annotated as acid phosphatase type 7. Gene Ontology annotation, molecular function: acid phosphatase activity; protein binding; metal ion binding. NCBI's taxonomy places the organism in Eukaryota, Metazoa, Arthropoda, Arachnida, Trombidiformes, Tetranychidae. The record is from RefSeq and is a predicted model, not a curated record.